Messenger RNA from Rhodamnia argentea, 513 nucleotides. RefSeq names its product protein RALF-like 19. Lineage: Eukaryota; Viridiplantae; Streptophyta; Magnoliopsida; Myrtales; Myrtaceae. The coding region runs from base 72 to 407 and encodes 111 amino acids. The record is from RefSeq and is a predicted model, not a curated record. The transcript is spliced from 2 exons.
CGCAAAAAAAAAAAAAAAAAAAGCCUUCUGACAUUUUCGAGGGAAAUUUCCUCCUCCUUAGCUUUGCCGUGAUGGGACUCAAGUUCUGGGCCGUGCUCCUGGUCCUGUCCCUGGCCGUGGCGGCCGAGUCGUCGCCCCACUCCUUCGGAUUCAUCGGCGCCGGCGACCUGACCGUGUCGGUGGGGGACUCCAUGGACGCGUUCGAAGAGAUGAUGAUGGACUCCGAGGCCAACCGGCGGCAGCUCGCGGGGAACCGCCGGUACAUCAGCUACGGCGCCCUCAAGAAGAACACCGUCCCGUGCAACCGGCGCGGCCAGUCCUACUACAACUGCAACAAGAUGAAGCGGGCCAACCCGUACAAGCGCGGGUGCAGCGCCAUCACGCAUUGUAAGAGAAUUACGGACUAGAAAGGACCGAGAGGGGGAUUAAAGUCACACGAAAAAGAGAGAAAUGUGAAGGGUUUGAUUGUUCACUUUGCUUAAUGCCAUUUAAUUUCCUCCAUAACAUUUGUUU